AUGGCCCAGGGGACAGUGAUCCAUGUGGACCUCCAGCAGCCCACGCAUGCUGUGUGUGUGCUGGGCACCGUGGCCUCGCUGGAUGUCUGUGGCUCUGCCCCUAAGGAAUACACGUCCUUCAGCAUCACUGCCUCCCCAGGAGUGGUUGUUGAUGUCACCCACGGCCCCCCAGCCAAGAAGAGCACCACAGGUACCUCCAAAUGGACCCUGGACCCCGAGCUGGAGGUGACCCUGUGGAUGGAAGUGGCCAGUAGCCGCACAGAUGACCAGAAGGUUCGAAUUUCGUACCAUGGACCCAAGACUUCACCUAUCCAAGCCCUGCUCUACCUCACUGGGGUGGAAAUCUCUCUGUGCACAGACGUCACCCGCACUGGCAAAGCGAAGCUGACCAGAGCUGGGAAAAAUCAGAACACCUGGACCUGGGGCCCCAGUGGCCAUGGCGCCAUCUUGCUGGUAAACUGUGACAAGGAGAACCCUAAGUCUUCCAGCAUGGACUUUGAGGAUGACCAGGUCCUGGACAACAAAGAUCUACAGGAUAUGUCCCCCAUGACCCUGAGCACGAAGACCCCCAAGGACUUCUUCGCCAGAUAUCAGCUUGUGCUGCACGUGGCCAAGGCCGAGAUGGACAAAGUGAGGGUAUUCCGGGCCAUGAGGGGCAAACUGCCCUCCAGGUUCAAGGUGGUCCUGGGGCCACAGCAGCCCUGCCACCUCCUGGAGCUGCCGGGUGGUCAUCACAACACAGAGUUCUACGUGGAGGGUCUUGCUUUCCCGGACGCCAACUUCCCAGGGCUCAUAUCCCUCACUGUCUCCCUUCUGGAAAAGUCCAACCCGGACCUCCCUGAGGCCCUGAUUUUCCAAGACAGCGUGACCUUCCGAGUGGCCCCCUGGAUCAUGACCCCAAACACCCAGCCGCCCCAGGAAGUGUAUGUGUGCAGGAUCGUUGAAAAUGAAGACUUCCUAAAGUCGGUGACUGCUCUGGCCAGGAAAGCUAAGUGCAAGCUGACGGUCUGCCCCGAAGAGGAGAAUUUCGAUGAUCAGUGGAUGCAGGAUGAAAUGGAGAUUGGGUACAUCCAGGCUCCCCACAAGACGCUGCCCGUGGUCUUUGACUCCCCAAGGGACAGAGGCCUGAAGGACUUCCCCGUCAAGCGAGUCAUGGGUCCAAAUUUUGGUUAUGUAACCAGAGGGCCCCACACAGUGGAGGUCACUGGACUGGAUGCCUUUGGGAACCUGGAGGUGAGCCCCCCAGUCGCUGUCGGAGAAAAGGAAUACCCACUGGGCAGGAUUCUUAUUGGGAACAGUGGUUACUCCAGCAGCGAGAGCCGGGACAUGAACCAGGCCCUGCAGGACUUCCUGGGCGCCCAGCAGGUGCAGUCCCCUGUGAAGCUCUUCUCCGACUGGCUCUAUGUGGGUCAUGUGGAUGAGUUCUUGAGCUUCGUCCCAGCACCCGACAGGAAGGGUUUCCGGCUGCUGCUGGCCAGCCCUAGGGCUUGCUACCAGCUGUUCCAGGAGCAGCAGAGCCAGGGCCACGGGGAGGCGCUGCUGUUUGAAGGACUCAAGAGAAAGAAACAGCAGACAAUCAAUGACAUUCUUUCAAACAAGAAACUGAGAGAGCAGAACUCCUACGUGGAGAGCUGCAUUGACUGGAACCGAGAGCUGCUGAAGCGGGAGCUGGGCCUGACCGAGGGUGACAUCAUCGACAUCCCACAGCUCUUCAGGCUCAUGGGGAACUCCAGAAGGAACCUCAAGGCUGAAGCCUUCUUCCCAAACAUGGUGAACAUGCUGGUGCUGGGGAAACACCUGGGCAUCCCCAAGCCCUUUGGACCCCUCAUCAGCGCCCACUGCUGUCUGGAGGAGAAGGUGCGCUCCCUAUUGGAGCCGCUGGGCCUGCACUGCACCUUCGUCAAUGAUUUCUAUGCCUACCACGUCCACCACGGGGAGAUUCACUGCGGCACCAACGUGCGCCGAAAGCCCUUUACCUUCAAGUGGUGGCACAUGGUUCCCUGAGCCACCUCCCUGGCAGCCUCCUUCAGGGGACAAUCCUGGCCAGAGGUUGCUGGUCCCCUGCAGUGAGGCACAGCAAGGGCUCUGGGUGGGUGGCCAACCAUCCUUGCC
Molecule: messenger RNA, 2112 nt
Organism: Nannospalax galili (Upper Galilee mountains blind mole rat)
Lineage: Eukaryota; Metazoa; Chordata; Mammalia; Rodentia; Spalacidae
Gene: Padi4
Product: peptidyl arginine deiminase 4
Exons: 16
Coding region: 1-2004 (667 amino acids)
Cellular component (GO): cytoplasm
Molecular function (GO): calcium ion binding; protein-arginine deiminase activity
Source: RefSeq, a predicted model, not a curated record